AUGCGCAUCGUCCCCGCAAACUCCAACCCCGAGUCCUUCACCCACACAUCGCACACCUCGUCCGCCCCUUCCGCCCCCGGCGUCCACGAUACUCUCCGCCACGGCGUCGGCCAGUCCCCCUACGACGCGGCCGCCAACAAGCCUUCCUCCGCACACCCUCUCGAAGCCCGUCUCAAGAACUGGGAGGCGACCCAGGAGGCCGUCCGCAUGGAAUCGCUCCGUCGUACAUUCGGAAUUGCCGAGCCUGUCCGUCGGGGCAUGGAGCUCAAGAUUGUCAGAGACGGCGAGUGGCGGCCCUUGGCUCUUGGAAACGGCUUGGCCAGCGUACACGAGGACAUCCUGAAGGGACGAGAAGACACGAUUACGUGGGAGGAUGUAUUCACCGGCGAGGAGAUGAAGGGUGUUCCUGGAGUUCAUGAUGAGAUGGAGAAGAAGCUCAAGAUUCAGUAG
Molecule: messenger RNA, 450 nt
Organism: Metarhizium robertsii ARSEF 23
Lineage: Eukaryota; Fungi; Ascomycota; Sordariomycetes; Hypocreales; Clavicipitaceae
Product: 20S proteasome maturation protein Ump1
Exons: 1
Coding region: 1-450 (149 amino acids)
Biological process (GO): proteasome assembly
Cellular component (GO): nucleus; cytoplasm
Source: RefSeq, a predicted model, not a curated record